This is a messenger RNA of Mesorhabditis spiculigera, 528 nucleotides long. Lineage: Eukaryota; Metazoa; Nematoda; Chromadorea; Rhabditida; Rhabditidae. The record is from the annotation of a GenBank genome assembly.
AUGUUGCACUAUCGACUUUGCGCGGCUUUCCUCUUCUUGAGCCUGGCGUCAGUUGCAGAAGGGCUCAACACGACGGAAGCCAUCAGAAUCUUCGCCAGCCCGUUGACGGUGGGGGAUGAAAUUGAGGUGCGAACCAUCACCCUGCGAGGCUGGGAGAGUUGGACCUGCUUGCUCGAAAAUACGGCUAGAGAUAUUGUAUUUCUCAACGCCACCCACCUCGAAAAGGCUGACUUCUAUGGAUCCAUGAGAUAUUCGUCGCGUAGCCGUGAUCAGCUUUCCGUGGAAGUCAAAGACUGGAUAUUCCACAAGCAACCCCAAGUUCUGCAUUUCCGAAUCAGAGUAUUUACGGCCAAAAGUUUGUUAAUCACAUACGGCUAUAUUGGUGCCGCGGUGAGCAAAUCGAUCGCACGCUAUUACGAAGUCCCCGCAGGAAUGACUGAUGUUCUACUGGAAGCCGUGCAACAGAUUCGCUGCCAUGGACACAUCUAUGAUACCACGUUUCGCCAAACUACAAUUUUUGGCCAACGC